AUGUUACAUAUUCCAGUUACGACACAUACAAUUAGAACUGAAGCCAAACCAAUUAACGUGUCCAACAUUAUUAUUUCGCGUUGUUAUAUAGAUGAGAUUGUUGUUGACGAAAGUGCUUUACUGAAUAAUCCAGAAUUCCAAGGCAAAAAAGUAACGAUUACAGAGGCUGAUAAUAGGAAAAUGGAUAUUGGUUACAUCACUGGAUUUAAUGUCAUGGAUGUAAAUAUUACACCAUUGGCUGGCAAAAUAGGAUCUUCUUUACCAAUUUUAAGUAAAGAAAUUCCGGAGGUACAAAAAGAAACUGAUAACACCAAUGUAGAAACAAAAAAAUCUAUCAAAGAACCCAUGUUGGAAAUUUCCAGGAAUAUUACGGACCUGCGAACGAAUAUAGAGAAAUUACUCAAGAGAAAUCAACAGAUAAAUGAACCUGACAUUAAAAACUUAUUUCAUGGUACGCAGGAAAACAAUAUGCAUUUUAAAGACUUUUACCUUGAGGUUUUGGUAAAUGAACGACCUUUACCAGAAUAUAAUCUUCCGGUUGAUGAAUCAAAUUUGAAUAAUACAUGUGUUUCUUAUGUUACGGAUCCAUCAACACAAAAAGAACAAUACAACAAUUUUACAACAUAUAUUCCAGUUACGAACCCGGGAGAACACUAUACAAUUAGAAUGGAAACCACACCAACUGACCCGUCCGAAAUUAUAAUUUCACGUUUAUAUAUUGAUGGACAAUUUGAUCAAGUCCAUCAUCUUCACCAACAACAAAGCUCAAGAUUAAGAUCGUACUUCGUUAAUUAUGAAAGAAAUAAAGCUUAUUUCUUUAAAUUCGCCAGCACAUCUGAAUUUGAUAAAAAAGAUGAUGGUGUAUUCAAAGUCCCUUUUCCAGUUAAUAAACAACCAAAUAAGCAAAACCAUAAUCAAAAAUUAUAUGGGAAACCCGGAACUAUUACAGUUUGUUUUUUCAAAGGGAUUAUUGUUGACGAAAGUGCUUUACUAAAUAAACCAGAAUUCGAAGUCAAACCAGUAAAGAUUACAGAGGCUGAGAAUAAGAAUAUGGAUAUUGGUUACAUCACUGGGUUUGAUGUCAUGGAUGCAAAAAUUCCACCGUCCACUGUGACAAGAAUUGUUGAUUGGAACCCCAUAGCCGUGUUACAUCUUAACUAUCGUUCUGCAGAUUGGCUGGCAAAGUCAGGAUUCUCUUUACCAAAUUUAAGUACAGACCAAGAAAUAAAGGAAGAAGUUGGUAAUAAUAAUGUUGUUAUGGAACAAACGAAAGAAAUUCCAGAGGUACAAAAAGAAAUCAUGGAAGUUGAUAAAACCAAUUUAGAAACAAAAAAAUCCUAUCAAGCUCCAAAGGUAUCAAAAGAAGUCGAAAAAACAAAUGUUGAAAAAAAGAAGACAAAUAAAGUCUACGGACUUCCAAUGUCAUUUCGAAAAAUCAUGGAAUACGAUUUCAAAACUUUGGAAAAAACCAAAAAAAUUGACGAAAUUCAAAAGCCAAUAAAAAAAGUUAAACGAACGAAAGAUAUUGACGAAACUGCGAACGAAUCUCAAGAACCCAUGAAUAUUACUCAAGAAUUUAUGGAAGUUGAAAGUGAGAAAUCGACAGGUAAUGAAACCAAUGUUUUGCAACAGAAUUAUAACUUGAAAAGAAAUCAUGAUGAAAUGAGUAAAAAUGAAUUUGAAGAAAAGUAA
Messenger RNA from Funneliformis geosporum, 1692 nucleotides. Lineage: Eukaryota; Fungi; Glomeromycota; Glomeromycetes; Glomerales; Glomeraceae. The record is from the annotation of a GenBank genome assembly.